AUGUCUUCGCCGCCACCUACCACCCCUAAUCCGCUCAACCCGCGAAAGCGGGCGUCCAUUUCAUCUACGGCAUCCGGCCAAGCAAAACGGCCGCGCAUGCAUCCCCUACGGCAAACCUCAUUCCCAACGGGGAUGGGCAUGGAACCGGAGAGUGCGCGUAGUCGCGCUCCCAGCGAUGCAGGUAGUGUGACGGGCAGUUUUACGGGCAGUCUCGGAGGAGCAAGUAGCGUUUUGGACGGGCCGAAAAAGAGAGGGCGUAAGAAAAAGGCCGAUAAAGAUCGGGAGGAUGCUUCCACAAUACGAGGUGCGGAUGGUCGGAGUACGAGGGUUGGUUCGGCAGAUGUCGAUGGGGCUUCUGUUAGAGGAGGCGCUGGUGGUGGAGCAGGAGAAGGGAAUGAUGAAGCUGGAGAAGAGGAUGAGGAGCAGGAUAUGGAAGGUGAUAUGCUUGGUGCGACGGAAGGUUUUCUUGACCUUGCGACGGAGAAGAAGAAUCUUGCUGUUUUGACCGGUUCUUUCACACCACUCCAAGCCGAUCGUUAUGAGAAAUGGAACCGCACGAGGCUACGGAAAGAAACACUUCGACGAAUUGUUAACCAUGCUCUUUCACAGUCUGUUCCGCAGAGCGUCGUAACGGUGGUCAACGGUUUUACAAAAGUUUUUAUUGGCGAAAUUAUCGAAAGGGCGAGAACUGUGCAGGAAGAAUGGGCCAAAGCAUAUGACUUGGCUGCCCGGGACGCUUGGGAGCAGGAGCAAGCCGAGAUUGAGGCCGCAGCCGCCGCAAAGGCGCAUGCAGAAGCACAAGUACAAGCCAAGGCUAAAGAGGAGGCUAAAAUCAAGGAGGAAGCCACGCGGAAUGCAGCAACACCUUCAGCGGAAUCCAUAGACGAGGAGAAAAAGGCAAACGGAUUGCAGUCUCCUGCUCCGCCUCCCAACAUCCCAGCCAUGCUCUCACCAGCAGGCUUACCUACAGAUCAUCAAUCUCCUUAUGCAUCAACGACCAGCACGGGGCAACAAGUCAAUGGGUUCAACCCGGAAUCCAAAACAACCCACGCAAGACGAGAAUUUGUGCCGCCCGUCAAUCCACACCGCGGCCAGCUUCUUCCAGAUCACAUCCGCGAAGCUUUGCGACGUUAUAAACGUGCCGGUGAGGGCGGCGGAACUGGGAUGUCCGGGUUGAGUCAACCGAAUUUGGGAGCUAGAGGUGCUUUUACAUUGCAUGCUGGUGUUGGAGGGCGGAGAUUGUUUCGAUAG
Molecule: messenger RNA, 1251 nt
Organism: Talaromyces atroroseus
Lineage: Eukaryota; Fungi; Ascomycota; Eurotiomycetes; Eurotiales; Trichocomaceae
Exons: 2
Coding region: 1-1251 (416 amino acids)
Biological process (GO): transcription initiation at RNA polymerase II promoter; RNA polymerase II preinitiation complex assembly
Cellular component (GO): nucleus; transcription factor TFIID complex
Molecular function (GO): protein heterodimerization activity; transcription coactivator activity
Source: RefSeq, a predicted model, not a curated record